Molecule: messenger RNA, 1730 nt
Organism: Lactuca saligna
Lineage: Eukaryota; Viridiplantae; Streptophyta; Magnoliopsida; Asterales; Asteraceae
Source: the annotation of a GenBank genome assembly
AUGAAGAAUAUACAUGAGAGGACUGAUUCUUCAAAAAAUUCUUAUACAAGUUCAACUGAUUCUCCAGAUCAUAGAAUUUGUGGUUCUUCUUCUUCUUCCAACUAUUCUGAAGCAGGAUCAAGCUCCCACAAAUCCCUAAAAUCAUCAUCAUUGUGGUCAGGAUUCUUCGGAUCUGCCUUUUCAGUUUUUGACACCCAAAAGAAGGACUCCACCACCACCACCACCACUAGAAGCCAUGGUUGGACUGCAGCUGUGAAGAGAGUCAUGAAUGGUGGCUCAAUGAGGCGAAUUCAAGAACGUGUUUUGGGUUACAAAACCAAUGUUUCUAACUCAAUAAGUGAUAUUUGGCUUCUAGGUGUUUGCUACAAAAUUUGUCUACAAGACCCUUCUCAAGAACCUAUUCAUACCACUGGAUAUGCUGCUUUUUCUCAAGAUUUUUCUUCAAGAAUCUUGAUGACAUACCGAAAAGGCUUUGUUGCUAUUGGUGAUUCAAAGUACACAAGUGAUGUAAAUUGGGGUUGUAUGCUUCGAAGCAGUCAGAUGCUUGUUGCUCAGGCAUUGGUAGUACAUCAACUAGGUAGAUCUUGGAGAAAACCUUCACAACAGCCAUAUGAAGAAGAUUACAUUUCAAUACUACACAAUUUUGGUGAUUCUGAAGACUCACCUUUCUCCAUUCACAAUCUCCUUAAAUCUGGAGAGGGUUAUGCCCUUGCUCCAGGAUCAUGGGUGGGGCCCUACGCAAUGAGUCGCACAUGGGAGACACUCGCACGUAAAAAAAUUGACGAAAAUAACCUUCAAGAUAACUCCUUUCCAAUGGCUAUUUAUGUUGUUUCUGGUGAUGAAGAUGGGGAACGUGGUGGGGCCCCUGUUCUUUGCAUUCAAGAUGCUUCAACUCAAUGCUCUCAAUUUUCAAGAAACCAAGUUGAAUUUUCACCUUUGCUUUUGCUUGUUCCUUUGGUUCUUGGUCUUGAUAAAGUCAAUCCUAGAUAUCUACCACUGUUAGCAGCUACAUUUACAUUUCCACAAAGCCUUGGCAUAUUGGGUGGGAGACCUGGUGCUUCUACUUAUAUCAUUGGUGUUCAGGAUGAUAAAGCCUUUUAUCUUGAUCCUCAUGAAGUUCAACAGGCUGUUAAUAUAAGCAAGGAUAAUUUGGAGGCUGAUACUUCUUCCUAUCAUUGCAAUGUUGUACGCCAAAUUCCACUUGAAUCCAUCGAUCCAUCACUGGCUAUUGGAUUUUAUUGCCGAGAUAAAGAUGAUUUUGAAGAUUUUUGUUCACGGGCAUCGGAGUUAGCAGCGGAAUCGAAUGGGGCACCGCUAUUCACAGUGACUCAGACGCGCCACAUGGCAAAGCCAGGUGGCACAAGUAAGGGUGAAGAGGAGGUUGAUUCCUUUGAUGGAGUUGAUGAUGCUGAGGGCUCUGCGCAAGAUGAGUGGCAGCUUCUUUGAUUCCGAUUCCGAUUUCGUGAUUGUGAUUGUGAUUCCGGGGUUGGGGAAAAUGUAUGUGGUUUUUCUCAACCCUGUGGGUAGGUUUCUGCUUUGGUUAUUUUAAGACGGAAGUUGUACAUGGUGCUUGUAUGAUUGUAAACCUCGGAGGAGUUGUUUUAGGUGUUGGUUGUGUUUGUGUUUGUGUUUGUUAGAAGAUGUGUUGCGAUUUGGUUGUUCAUAUUCUUUUAUAAAUCUCAGAUGGUUGCAUUCUUUUAUGUUUAUAAUAAGAUAACUGUUGAUAUAAA